Macadamia integrifolia is the source of this 3326-nucleotide messenger RNA. Its product is annotated as protein STRUBBELIG-RECEPTOR FAMILY 3-like. Gene Ontology annotation, molecular function: ATP binding; protein kinase activity; protein binding. Gene Ontology annotation, biological process: protein phosphorylation. The coding region runs from base 539 to 2905 and encodes 788 amino acids. NCBI's taxonomy places the organism in Eukaryota, Viridiplantae, Streptophyta, Magnoliopsida, Proteales, Proteaceae. The transcript has 19 exons. The record is from RefSeq and is a predicted model, not a curated record.
AUUUUGUUUUUUUGGUAAAAAAUCUUAAAUUCGCUCGUAGUUUCAUUUUAAAAAACCUUAAAUCUCUCUCUUUCUCUCUCUAAAAUUAUAAAAUUCUUCAGUUUCUUCUGAUGAGUUGCUUGUUGGCUUGCGUUGAGUAGAAAAGUGGAAGAGCAACUGUGGGAAGCUGAAGCCACCACUUUCUGCAACUCUGCAACUUUCUUUUUUCUUUUUUAGACUUUGUUUAAUCAAUUCUAAGACUUUAGGUUUCAGCCUUUUUUCCUUUUACUCUUUCUCAGCAAAGUGGAACCGUGGAAACUUAACCGCAAAGUAUGGCGUAGUCUUUGUUAAAUUGGAGGAAUCUUGGGUUUGUAAAGUCAGUGGAGCCCUUCUCUGGAUAAUGGCCUUGUUUGAAGACGAGGUUUACUGAGAGGUGAAGGCUACAGAGUUCAUUAGCUUUUAGGCUUGAGAGGUUUCGAUAAUAUCGGGAACUUUUGAUGCGGAAGUAAUUUGACAGGAAAAGUUGAGUUCUCGAAGUGUGAGUAGGUAGAGAUUGGCUAUGGGUUACUUGAAUUGGCAGAUCUAUGCUCGCGUCUUCUUUGGUUUUGUGGUGAUUUUGACUUCCUCGUUUACACGCGGAUACACUGACCCUCGAGACGUUUCUGCGAUCAAUAGCUUGUAUGCUUCGCUGGGCUACCCUGUCCUUCCUGGAUGGAUUCCAAAUGGAGGGGACCCGUGUACGGAGUCAUGGCAAGGUGUCCUAUGUGUGAAUGCAAACAUAACCAAAAUAACCGUGAAUGCGGCAAAUUUGGGAGGGGUAUUGGGUGAUAACUUGGGGUCUUUUGCUUCUAUUAUAACAAUCAGAGAUUUAAGCAACAACCAUAUUGGAGGGAGCAUUCCAUCGAAUUUACCCAUUACCAUGCAGGAAUUUUUUCUCUCAGCUAACAAUUUAUCGGGAAGUAUCCCAGCUUCUUUGGCCACACUUACUCAAUUGUCAGCCAUGUCACUCAACAAUAAUCAAUUAACUGGAGAAUUACCAGAUGCUUUUCAAAGUCUUACAGGAUUGGUUAAUCUGGAUCUUUCCGCUAACAAUUUAAGUGGGAAAUUGCCCCCUUCAAUGGGAGGCUUGUCUUCUCUAACCACCUUUCACUUGCAGAAUAAUCAGCUUUCUGGGACCCUCGAUGUUCUUCAAGAUCUCCCCCUUAGAGAUUUGAAUAUAGAGAAUAAUCUUUUCUCUGGACCUAUACCUGAAAAGCUGCUGAGUAUUCCAAAUUUCAAGAGGGAUGGCAAUCCAUUCAACACUAGCAUAGCUCCGUCGUCCCAACCCUUGCCUCCAUCUCAAGCGCCUCUUCCUUCUGGAGCACCAUCUUCUGAAGUGCCACCGGGGAAGCAGGCGAAUAGACCACCUUCAACGGAAGAAUCGAGCCCAGCAUCAAGCCCAGCAAGAAAAAAUAAUUUUUUUACCACUAAAAGGCUGGUCUGGAUUUCAAUUGCAGGGGUGUUAGUAUUUAUUGUGUUUGUAUUAGGAUGUGUUUUUUUCAUGGGAAGUUGUCACCGAAAAAGGGAAGAGAAUGACGUAUUUGCCAUGAGGCAUGAAGUUGGUGCUUAUAAAGGCCCCAAAGAGAGGCCUAGAGACAAUGGAUCCAUGGCUCAACCAAAUAAUCAAAUAGAUCAAGUUUUGCGACCAGUUUCAAAUGAAGCUUUUGUGAGGCCAAAGGAUGAGCAUGAAAUAGCUAUUGGAAGAGUGGCUGCUGUUCCAAAACGAAACUACUCGGAGGAGACAGAUACUAAAAGAAUAGGUAAGAUUCCGAAGCAAAAGGAGGAUCGUGAUAUUGAUAUGUUUCUAAUGCCACCACCACCACCCCCUCCACCUCCUCCACCACCACCCCCUCCUCCUCCUCCUCCUCCUCCUCCUCCUGUUGAGAAUGUCAUUGUGAAACCAAUAUCUCCCCCUAACACUAUGAAAGGGAGCAGUCCCUCUAAAAAUCUGAAUCUUCCCACUUCUGUGAGGUCUUUCACCAUUGCAUCACUUCAGCAAUAUACAAACAGCUUUUCUCAAGAAAAUCGUAUUGGAGGGGGCAUGCUGGGAAAUGUUUAUCGGGCAGAACUUCCUGAUGGGAAGUUACUGGCCGUGAAGAAACUGGACAAUGUUGCUUCCAUGAGGCAGAUAGAUGAAGAGUUCCUUGAGCUGGUGUCCAGUAUUGCUAAACUCCAGCAUGCUAAUGUUGUUGAGCUUGUGGGUUACUGUUCUGAACAUGGGCAAUGGCUACUCAUUUAUGAAUAUUGCUGUAACGGGACAGUCCAUGAUGCACUGCACUCUGAUGAUGAACUCACUAGAAAACUCUCAUGGAAUGCCCGAAUCCGAGUGGCCCUUGGAGCUGCAAGAGCUUUAGAAUAUCUGCAUGAGGUCUGUCAACCACCUAUUGUUCACCGGAAUUUCAAGUCAACCAAUAUUCUCCUUAAUGAUGAACUUGCGGCAUGUGUUUCUGAUUGUGGUUUGGCUCGUUUGAUAUCUUCAAGAUCCGUAAGUCAGUUAUCAGGACACCUCCUAUCAGCUUAUGGUUAUGCUGCUCCAGAAUUUGAGUCUGGAGUUUACACUUUCAAGAGUGAUGUUUACAGCUUUGGCGUCGUAAUGUUAGAACUGCUUACAGGGCGGAAAUCCUAUGACAAGUCACGGCCUCGGGGGGAGCAAUAUCUGGUGAGAUGGGCAAUCCCUCAGCUUCAUGACAUAGACGCAUUGUCAAGGAUGGUUGAUCCUUCUCUUAAUGGAGCAUACCCUGCUAAGUCUUUAUCACGUUUUGCUGACAUUAUCUGUCUGUGUACCCAGCAAGAGCCAGAAUUCCGGCCACCAAUGUCUGAAAUAGUGGAGGACCUCUUACAUAUGACACAGAGGGAGUCGCACAGUAGGACGUCAAGUGACAACUGAUUUAGGUUAGGAAUUUGAGCACAACUGCGGUCACCUGAAGAAUAGCCAGCUUCAUCGAAGACAAGCUUUCCGCUGUUAACUGCAACAAACCUGUUGCCUCUGUUAACAUCACAACACCUUCAUAUAUAUAGCCUUAGAGGACUCAUUUGUGUCGAAGCUAAGCCAGUAAUUAUUAUUUUUUUAUUUGUGUGAUUAAUUCUUUUCAAUGUCGAUUUUUGAGAUAUGAGAGUGAAAUACUGUUCUUUGUGAAGAAAGUGAAAUAACUGGCAUGUGCUUCAGUUAUUUAUGUUUUUGUUGUAUUCCAAAUGGUCCAUUUGUUUGUAUUACUUUAUCUUGUUCAAGAAAAUGUAUAUUUAAUCAAACUGAAAAUGGGGAAAAGAGGAAAUAAAUAACAUAUUGAGUAUUGAGGUCAUUUUAGUAA